UCAAUUUUGGUAGUGCUGGUGGGGUGUGGAUAAGGCAGCUGUAAAUUUUUUCUGAACUGUUUACCGUUCAAUGUUGCAAAAACUUCUCUGUUUGUCUUAAACAUUAAGGAAUCUACAUGUAGAAAACUUUCUUUCGCGUUGAUAUAACGAAAAGGCCAAUUUUAUCUCAUUUGGACGUGUUGAAAGAAAAUAUGGGAUGUAUAAAAUCGAAGAACUCCACUGAAGAGCCAAAGGAAUUGAAGGAAAAACCAGUACGUAAAUCUGAACCAACUAUUUAUGUGCGAGACCCCACAUCCAAUACACAAGUGCCAAGUUCAAACCAGGAUUCUCAUCUAUUACCUGGCCAGAAGUUUCAGAAAUUUGAAGAGACUGAUGGCAAAAUAGUUAUUGCUUUGUAUCCUUAUGAAGGAAACCAUACAGAUGACUUGAACUUCAAAAAAGGAGAAAGGUUGAAAGUGCUUGAAGAGCAUGGUGAAUGGUGGAAAGCCAAAUCUCUUGUAACUAGAAAAGAAGGAUACAUUCCCAGCAAUUAUGUGGCAAACAUCAACACACUGGAAACAGAGGAGUGGUUCUUUAAAGAUAUCAGCCGCAAAGAUUCAGAGAGACUCCUAUUAUCACCUGGAAAUAAAUCUGGUGCUUUCCUUAUUAGGGAGAGUGAAACAUCAAAAGGUAGUUACUCCCUGUCAAUGAGAGAUUAUGAUCUUCAGAUGGGUGAUGUAGUUAAACACUACAAGAUUCGAUGCCUGGACAGCGGUGGAUUUUAUAUCUCUCCUAGAAUUACAUUCCUUGACCUAAAUCAGCUAAUUAAACAUUACCAAAAACAGCCUGAUGGCCUGUGUCGAAAGCUUGGAUCCCCCUGUGUUAGUCCACAACCACAAAAACCAUGGGAUAAAGAUGCAUGGGAAAUUCCACGAGAGUCUGUGAAAUUAGUUAAGAAACUUGGUGCUGGACAGUUUGGAGAAGUGUGGAUGGGUUACUAUAAGAAUUCUACAAAAGUGGCUGUUAAAACUUUGAAACCAGGCAGCAUGUCUGUGGAAGCUUUCCUUGAAGAAGCCAAUCUCAUGAAGAAACUCUUACAUGACCGAUUAGUGCGACUCUACGCAGUAGUUACUAAAGGAGAUCCGAUUUACAUUAUUGCGGAAUUUAUGGCCAAUGGUAGUUUGCUAGAUUUCCUGAAGACAGAUGAAGGGAGAAGACUUGUAUUACCUAAAAUGAUUGAUUUCUCAGCACAGAUUGCGGAGGGAAUGGCAUUUAUUGAAAGAAAAAAUUACAUCCAUCGAGACCUUAGAGCAGCUAACGUUUUGGUAUCCGAAAACCUGAUGUGUAAAAUCGCUGAUUUUGGCCUUGCUCGAAUAAUUGAAGAUAAUGAAUAUACAGCCAAAGAAGGGGCUAAAUUUCCAAUCAAAUGGACAGCACCUGAAGCUAUAAGCUAUGGAUCGUUCACUAUUAAGUCAGAUGUUUGGUCCUUUGGGGUUCUCCUAUAUGAAAUAGUCACAUAUGGAAAGAUUCCAUAUCCAGUGUUCAAAUGCUGGAGAAGCUUGACAGGUCUGGUAGCAUCUAUAGAGAAAAGAAAAGUGGUUCUGAUGAUGAGUCACCGGACUUGCAACAUCCUGUUAUUCUCCUUUGCAACUCCUCCAGGGCAAUUACAUCCUUCCUACAGCGUGGUGACCAAAACAGCACACAGUACUUCAGGAAUGUCUAACACAGAGGUUGUAAAUGCUAUUGGACGAGGUUAUCGCAUGCCACGUCCUGAAGAAUGCCCUCAAGAGCUGUAUGAUGUCAUGAAGGAUUGUUGGAAAAGUAAAGCUGAAGAUCGGCCAACCUUUGAAUAUCUCAAAGGGUUGCUUGAAGACUUUUAUACAGCCACAGAAGGUCAAUACCAACAGCAGCCAUAGAACAUAAAAUGAAACAUCAUUCAAAUCAUUAGCUAGUACAAACUGUUAAAUGGUAUGACGGUAUAUAUGUAUACACCAAAUGUAUUUUGUCACAACUGCAUUUAAAGAACUCACUAACUGAUGCUUAACUACCUACAUAACCAGGACAUUCAAUUGUACCGAACACUCAGCAUCACCGCAACCAGAUUGUAAAAGGUUGUAUGUUCAGUAUCUAAAUUAAUAGAGUCAAAAUAGAUAAAAUAGUCCAGCUAUUUUUAUUCACAUCAAAUCUAACUAGAAUAGAAUGUUAGUGGCAAGUUAUUUUCUAAUCUGGGAGUGUGGGGGCCCAGGUGGCAUAUAAGAGAGUGUGGUGAGAUGGACAUUCUUGUCCUGAAUCACUACAUGGCAUUUUUAUCUCAAUUUGGUACUUUAUGAAUACAGUUAAGAAGCCUGAGGCGGUGCCUCAAAGCUGGCCUUGCUUGAUGGUGAUAUACAAUAAUCAAUAAUCUGGUUGAAGACUACUCAGUACUGCUGCAUUGGCAAACUAUUGACAUUCGUAGCUGCAAAAAAAUUUAAUCCAAGCAACUUUGAUCAGUGAAUCCAUACAUGUGAACAUGAAUGGAUUUUCUGUAAAUUAAUAAAAACAUUCCAAGCAAAAAACAGAAGUGGGAUCACCGCUUGAAACUGUUUACAUAUACAACGCGUUAGACUAUCAUUAGCAGUUUCACUGUUGUUUGUUAGCUGUCAUCACCAUUAACUAUAUUGUUGAAGGAUUUGGGGAGUUGAUAUCUGUAAAAGUAUUCAUUUGAAUUACAUCUGACAAAAGUUAAAUGCAAUUUUUUUUUAAUGAGGUUGAGAUUAUAUUCCGCAGCAAAUCAGUGCCUUGAACAUUAACUCUUCCACAUGCCUGGUUAGUUAUGUAGAUCAUUUGUUAUUCAUAUAUUCCUGAUUUUUCUUCAAUUUUUGUUACAUUUAAUUUAUUUUAAAACAAAGCAAUUCAGUGCUCCUGCUUUUACUGAAAUGUGAACCCAGUGCCAUUUCUUCAAAAUGUAGUUCAUUUAGAUCCUAACUCAAAAGAGAAAAUUUGAACUAAAACUCCAUGAAUCAGCAUUCCAUCACAGGAAAUAUUACCUACGACACAGGUAGUGCUUGAACAAAUCAUGAUUAUUCAAACUUCAAUUCACGUGAAGUUUCCAGAAGUAACUUAGAAUUAACUUUGACCAGCAAAAUGCUCCCACUUCGCCUAUCACUGUGUAAAUGAUAUUUUAUUACAUAUAUUUUGUAUAAUAAAAUUUGGCUAGCUGUUUUAACAGAACAGAUGUGUAUGCUACUUGUAAAAUGUGCAAUAAUUUGCUUGAUAGUUUUCUGUUCUCCCAUUGUGUGGUAAAAAAUAUACAUUGUUAUGAAUUUGUAACAUGAAUGUUUUGAAUAAAAGUGAGUAUUUACAAUA
This is a messenger RNA of Stegostoma tigrinum, 3324 nucleotides long. RefSeq names its product LYN proto-oncogene, Src family tyrosine kinase (gene lyn). Gene Ontology annotation, cellular component: extrinsic component of cytoplasmic side of plasma membrane. Bases 192 to 1895 code for a protein of 567 amino acids. Gene Ontology annotation, biological process: innate immune response; cell differentiation; cell surface receptor protein tyrosine kinase signaling pathway. Gene Ontology annotation, molecular function: ATP binding; signaling receptor binding; non-membrane spanning protein tyrosine kinase activity. The transcript is spliced from 14 exons. The record is from RefSeq and is a predicted model, not a curated record. NCBI's taxonomy places the organism in Eukaryota, Metazoa, Chordata, Chondrichthyes, Orectolobiformes, Stegostomatidae.